AUGCCAGUCACCAGCAGCUCCGAAACCUUUGCUACCUUCUUCGAUGACUGGCUUAACCAUCAUAGGCAACUCAUCGAACAACUUGCACACUUUGCUGAUGAAGCUAGCACCAGUGUCACUCAAGUAGAAGAAGAAUCUCUUGUCACUAAGUUUCUCUCUCACUGUCUUCAAUACUACCAAGAGAAGUCAUCUGCUAUGUCCGUCGCGGGAGAGGAUCUAUACGAUUUCUUCUCCCCACCAUGGCUCAACUCGUACGAGAAACUUAUUCUUUGGAUAGGAGGUUUCAAGCCAGGUAUGGUUUUUAAACUUAUAACCACUUCUGUUAACGACCUUACAAGCCACCAGAAAGACCAACUUGAGAGCAUCCGGUUAGAGACUCAACGAAGGGAGAGAGCUUUGACGCGAGGGUUCGCGCUUUUACAACAGAGUGUGGGAGAUCCACUUCUGAUGGUUCGAUUCAAGAACAUAGGAGCGUUGAGGCUUGGCGAGAGAGAGCAGCCAGGAAUGAAGGAGGAGGAGGCCAUGGAGGUUUUGAAGAAGGAGAUGACGGAGGUGAUGAAGAACGCUGAUCAGCUUCGGUGUGUUACGGUUGAGAAAGUGGUAGAGGUUCUGAAUCCACGACAGGCGGUAAAGCUGCUGAGAGCCGUGGGAGAGUUUUAUCUCCGGUUGCGAGAUUUAGGUGUGCAGAUAGAAACAUUGCUUUGACAGGACCUAU
Molecule: messenger RNA, 715 nt
Organism: Capsella rubella
Lineage: Eukaryota; Viridiplantae; Streptophyta; Magnoliopsida; Brassicales; Brassicaceae
Product: protein DOG1-like 4
Exons: 1
Coding region: 1-705 (234 amino acids)
Biological process (GO): DNA-templated transcription
Molecular function (GO): sequence-specific DNA binding
Source: RefSeq, a predicted model, not a curated record